Acanthoscelides obtectus is the source of this 4722-nucleotide messenger RNA. NCBI's taxonomy places the organism in Eukaryota, Metazoa, Arthropoda, Insecta, Coleoptera, Chrysomelidae. The record is from the annotation of a GenBank genome assembly.
CUUGGAUGAACAUUUUUGUUCCAUGUCACGUAGAUCGUAGAUGUUAGAUGACGUUAGAUGACGUUUGAGACGUCAGAAUGACUCAUUCCCACAUUCCCAGCUUGCAACGAAUAGCUUUUAUUGAAAUUGGAAGUUCCCAGUCGAUUUCCUAAUUCGUUUUUCGUUUAUUUAGUGAAUUAAAAUAAUUAUAGCAACAAUGGCAAAUAGUAGCUAUAGAACAGUGUACGCUUUCGCCAGAGAAAUGUAUCCAAAACGAAUAAAACUGGAAAUGCAAUAUGGUACAGCAGGUUUCCGUAGCAAGGCUAGUAACUUAGAUCAUGUUAUGUACCGUAUGGGGCUGCUUGCUGUACUUCGGGCUAGGUAUAAAAAAGCUGUUAUUGGUGUUAUGAUUACUGCAUCUCACAACCCUGAACCAGAUAAUGGAGUGAAGGUAGUAGACCCACAAGGAGAAAUGCUGGAACAAUCUUGGGAAGCUUGGGCAACAAAGUUUGCAAAUGUUGUCGACGAAAAAUUAGAAGACACGAUAAACGAAUUGAUAAAGGAAUUCGACAUUGGGAACAUGGGAGAUAGGGUAGAAGUGGUAAUAGGCAGAGAUACUCGACCAAGCAGUCCACAUUUGACUAAAGCCGUAAUGGACGGAGUUCUAGCUUUGGCAGGAAAGCCUAUUGACUAUGGAAUUGUUACCACACCUCAACUACAUUACUUUGUUGUAUGCAAGAAUACUAAUAGACGAUAUGGUCAGCCUACAGAAGAAGGUUACUACAGAAAACUGACGAAUGCUUUCAAGAAAAUUCGGGGAAAUAACUACACUUGUGGGAAAUAUACAAAUAAAGUACUAUACGAUGGCGCCAAUGGUGUUGGUGCAAAGAAAGUCAAGUAUCUGAAAGAAGCACUGGGAGAAAGUCUGAUAAUCGACAUGUAUAAUGACGAAAUAAUCGGUUCUGGGAAAUUAAACUACUUGUGCGGCGCAGACCACGUCAAAACGCAUCAAGACUUCCCAGUUGGAGUCCCGAGAAUCCCGAACGCUCGGUGCUGCUCUGUAGAUGGAGAUGCAGACAGAAUCGUUUAUUAUUACUUGGACGAUAAAGAAAAUAUUCAUUUGUUAGAUGGGGAUCGGAUAGCAACACUGAUUGCGGAUUACCUCCGAGAGCAUCUUACUGCCACUGGCAUUUCUGAACUCACCAUAGGCUUGGUGCAGACAGCGUACGCAAAUGGGGCGUCGACAGAGUACAUCACGAAUCAUUUGAAUAUACCAGUGGCGUGUGUUUCUACAGGAAUUAAGCAUUUGCAUCAUCAAGCUCUCACAUACGACGUUGGAGUUUACUUUGAAGCAAAUGGACAUGGUACUGUAGUUUUUAGUAAUUAUGCCAAGGACAGAAUGAAGGAUAGGGUCAAGAACGAAAGUUUCCCUAUUCAGCAGAGAGAGGCUUGCGAAAAGUUACUGUCUUUGAUCGAUCUAAUCAAUGAAACAGUGGGAGAUGCCAUCUCUGACAUGCUUCUAAUAGAGACGAUAUUGCAUGCUAGAGAAUGGGAUAUCACUGAUUGGGAGGCGUGCUAUAAGGAUUUGCCGAACAGACUCAUGAAGGUUUCUGUGAAGGAUCGAAACGUGAUUACUACGACAGACGCAGAAAGGAUAUGUCAGACGCCAGAUGGUCUUCAGGACGAAAUCGACUCAUUGGUUUCUAGGUACAACAAAGGCAGGUCAUUUGUAAGACCUUCGGGUACGGAGGACGUCGUACGCGUCUAUGCAGAGGCCAAGAGUCAGGAAGAGGCCAACAAAUUGGCUGCAGAGGUGGCAAUGAAAGUGUACGAAAUGGCAGGCGGUGUAGGGACGGCUCCCGAGGUUCCAGCUUAACUGUAAUGAGCAUGCAUGCGGGAGCUAUGGUCUAGUGCUUCGUCAUUAUUUUAACGGUGCUUCGUAUAUACUCACAAUCUUAUUUUUGGUACACUGAUGAUGAAUUAUGACUCGUUCGAAUAUCUCUUGCCUCUAAGGUAGCUCUGGUGUGAGGGCGUUCAAAAGUAAUGUCACUCUUGUAUUUUUGAAAAACUAGUGGUGAUCCAAGUCUUCAGCUUUUGACGUCAUUCAUCACGAUAUUAGAAUCUCAUUGAACAAUGUAUAAAAAAUCCGAUGAUAGCAUUUAGCGCUACAUACCGUGACAAAAACCAAGAGUCACAGACAAAUGAGAUUCCAAAAACGAAAACUUGAUGGACGAUAAGAAAGGAAAAGAAAUUAAGAGCUUGGAUUGUCCGAGCUCCUCAGAUUAUAACUCUAUUAAGCUUAAAAUUCACUUUUCUGACGUGUUUAUUGUCAGGUUGUAAUGUCAAAUCAAAUAGCUAAAGUUUCAUCGCAAGAUAUAAACUUUUGAUAUAGUACUUUCACACUAGUAGACUUAGAACUCGGGAAUUGCGGUGGAGUGUUGUAGACAGUGACGUACCUGAGAAGUCACGAGAUUUACUGCGUAGAAUCCUUGAUCCUUGAUAAAAUAAAAAAAAAUGAGGAGUCAAAGCUCGGGCUACUUUGCACCGCGCUUACGUACGCCUCUGGUUGUAGAAUUUUUGUUUGGAAAUGUCUGUUGCAAUGCUUUAUGGUGGAACUGGGUACUAAUUUAUGUUUAAUUGUCAUGAUUUCGAAAAGUUUGAAGCAACUUCAAUACUGUGUGGCUAUUUACUGUUUGCUGGCACUAACAGAUUUAAAACCUACUAUGGGUGACACACAAAAAUAAAUUUAAGCAGUUUUAUGAAUACUUAAAAUAUUCCCAAUGUAUAUUGUAAUAAUAUCAACGUAUUUUUUUUUUGAGGAGGUACAUCAAAAAAUAUCAUUAACUUUAUAUUUUUUACUGAAUCAUUAUUUUAUUUUGCCCACUAAACCUUUUUACCUUUGAAAUGGGUUUACCAUUUUGUAAAUACUCAUUAUACUUGAAAACAAGGUUUUCUUUUUUUAAUAUUAUUACUUUUAGUAUAGCUUAUUUUAUCACUAAUCAUUUCUUCUCAUUUAAUAUUAUUUCUUCAAGAAAUACAACUACUUCACUCCAUCCAUGGUUUUAUAUUUUCGAAAAUAUUUUCAUAUUAGAUAUAUAGUUACGCAGUUCAAAUAUUCUUGACUAGUCUAUUUAUACAAGGAAUCAAAUGUGCAAUUAAUUUAUUUUGUAUAUUCAUUAGAGAUCAUGCCAUGAUGAUUUUGAUAUCAUUUUUGUUGUAAAAAUACACAUUAGAUAAUUUAUAUAUAAAAUGCUCAGCUUAAUUAACAGGUCACCUUUUUGAACAUAUUUUGUUUCAACUCGAAGACCACAGAUUUUUUCUCCUGAGAAUAUCACACAUGGAGCCUAUACAUAUACGGCAAUGCUGUUCGCGCUGUAAAAACGACCAUGAAACUUGAUGCUUGGAGUACCAGUGGUGAUCUGACACGGUUGCCAUGUUGGGUAUAUUUACUUGACGAUAUAAUGUUCUGGGGAAAUCACACGUUUCGCGAAUAGAAAGCACCCCCUGCUCUUUGAACCAAACCUAACGCUUUGCAUUGGGAUUUGUGGGAUAUUUCAAGAAAAAUUAAUUCUGAGGAAUUUUUGUGUUUGUUCUGGGGAAAUUCUGUCCGACCCAUCUGGCAACGCUAUGCUUUGACAGAUCCGCCAUAUGAACACUUUCGUUAUCGUAUAAGAUCCGGCCGCUUGAAUCUGCAGGUAUCUGUUACAGCAGGGUUGCCUUUGCCAGGCAAUCCGGCUGUAAUCUGUUCUACUAUUGUUUAUCACUCAUAAAAAUUAAAUUUUAUCAAAAAACAGAUACUUGCAUAUUCAAGCGGCCGGAUCUCGUACUCGAUCACUCGACGCUCAAUCAGGCAUCAAGUUUUUGGGUCGUUUUUUGAUCAUUUCCCUAGUACUCCUGGUAUAUAGGUCCAAAAUAUUACAGCUGGCUGCAUUUUCACUAAGCUUCUCUUCGACAUCACAUAUCAUUUGACAGAAGUUGUGUAUUUUCCUACGUGGGAGUUAAACAGCACAAGAUAGCUACGAUUUAUUUUUCAGGGCGAGUCAUUUAUUAUUAGUUUAUUUUGAAUCUGCAUUUAUGCAACUUGAUUUGUAUCGCGCAAGUCAUACAGUUUUUAACAGGAAUCCCACAUUUCUAUAUCAAGCAAAUACGUCAUAUGUCUUGAAGAUUGGUUCACCAGUCAGAAGACUACAAGCGAAUAGUCUAGGAAGACUAUGAACUUGCAAUGACGCUUGUACCUAAACAAUAAAAAAAUAAGAACGAUAGAACCACUGUGCGUCUAUUUAAACAAAACAGUUAACUGUUUAUUAAGUUGAGCAGUUUAUGGAGUCUCCCCACUGCCAAUAAGUUUAUGAAUUAGGGGUGUACCAUUUGUUUGCAUUAGAUAACUUUUAUACAAAUGACAAAAUAAAAUAUUUGAUAAACUUCACUGUAGUAUUUAUUAUAUGCACAAAUGAUCGAAAAUACUGUUGCCGAUCCAAAAGGAUUGUUUAUUUUUCAAUGCUCAGGCGCUAUACGCCAUGUCCUAUGUCCACUAUAUUUCCGAGAGCUACAUCAUCCUUGGCGUCAUGAUUGGCUUUAUAUGAAUGCGUGUAACCCUUACGCAGUUUAACCUCCAAUCUUUAGUCUUCAUGGAGGUUAGGAAGAAGUGACAAAUGAUGACGAAAUAUUUGCACCUUUGCCAUGCCUCGGUUGACCGCACAUGACACACAUUUCAACAUAGAGACCAUGUCAAUAUUCCACUAU